GUUCCCGGAAGCCGGGAGCUCCGAGAUCAGUUUCUUUACCUUCCUGUGUUCGAGGCUCCGAAUCUGCAACCAUGAGCACCCCGGGCGUGUUUUCCUUUACCCAGCAGGGCUGGGGGCAGGUGCUGGCCAAAAUGAAGCGGGCUCUGGUCUAUCUGGACGCCGCCUGCGCCGAGAGCCUUCACUGGGGCUGCGGGUCCACCAGACUCUUGGACUCAGUGGGGGGUCCGGAGUGUCACCUGCGGGAGUUCGAACCCCAGGCGGCUGGUGGCGGAGCAAAGCAGCCCAAAGCAGUGUUUGUGCUGAGCUGCCUGCUGAAAGGCCGGACCGUGGAGACGCUCAGGGACAUCAUCCGCCGCAGUCAUUUUCAGUACUGCGUGGUGGUCACAGCUGUGAGCCACGCUGUCCACCUCACGGCUAACCAUGUUCCAGCGGCGGCGGCGGCCGAGCUGGAGGGCCAGCAGCCGGUGUUUGAGCAGCUGGAGGAGAAGCUGUGUGAAUGGAUGGGCAACAUGAACUACACGGCUGAGGUGCUAUAUGUCCCCUUGCUGCUCGCCCCCGUUGCUCCCCACCUUGCCUUGACUCCAUCCUUUGCGUCCCUUUUCCCACUGCUACCCCAGGAUGUGCAUCUCCUCAACAGUGCCCGGCCCGACAAGAGAAGGCUGGGAAGCCUGGCUGACGUGGAUGGGCCUGCCCUGACCCCUGAGCUGACGCUGCAGAUCCGCUGCCUGGUGUCAGGCCUCAGUUCUCUGUGUGAACACUUAGGGGUAAGGGAGGAGUGUUUUGCUGUGGGCUCACUCAGUCGGAUCAUCGCUGCAGACCUUGCCAAUUAUGCCCCUGCCAAGAACAGGAGAAAAACUGCCUCGGGCAGGGCAUCGGUGGUCUUCGUGGACAGAACUCUGGAUCUCACAGGAGCAGUUGGACACCAUGGCGACAACUUAGUCGAGAAGAUCAUUUCUGUGCUGCCCCAGCUCCCAGGCCAUACAAACGAUGUGAUGGUCAACAUGGUAGAACUCACUGCACUCCAGACCAUGGAGGAGAAUCCCACCCUCGUCGCACCAGGCUGCCUCUCCCAAUCCAAUGACACGGCAGGAAAAGCCCUCUGGGAAGCCUUACUGAGCGCCAAGCAUAAGGAGGCAGUGAUGGAAGUUCGGAGACAUCUAGUGGAAGCUGCAAGCAGAGAAAACCUGCCAAUCAAGAUGAGUAUGGGUAAGCAUAGCUCUGUCAUGUAA
This is a messenger RNA of Echinops telfairi (small Madagascar hedgehog), 1229 nucleotides long. RefSeq names its product sec1 family domain-containing protein 2. Gene Ontology annotation, biological process: intracellular protein transport; vesicle-mediated transport. Bases 72 to 1229 code for a protein of 385 amino acids. The transcript is spliced from 3 exons. The record is from RefSeq and is a predicted model, not a curated record. Lineage: Eukaryota; Metazoa; Chordata; Mammalia; Afrosoricida; Tenrecidae.